AUGUUAUUCCAACCGCUCCUCCUUGCAUCGCUGGCCCUGGCCGCCGCAGCAACGAAUUACAAGCACUUCGAUUGCGGCACCAACGUCGACGCCGCCACGAAAGAGUUCAUGUCCACCCUCAACGACCUCCACACCGCCGACAAAGCCGGCUCCCGCGCCGCCCGCGCCGCCCUGCUGGCCCGCGACGGCGCCAAUGCCGCCAUCAAAGUCGACGCCGUCUUCCACAUCAUCGCCACGGCGGCCAAGAAAGACGACAUCACGCCCGACAUGCCGUCGAAGCAGCUCGACGCGCUCAACACGGCCUACGCGCCGUACCAAGUCGCCUUCAACCUGCUCAACAUCACCUGGACCGUCAACGACACGUGGGCCGUGGGCACCGCGGGCGCCGACGACCGCGCCAUGAAGCCGGCGCUGCGCCAGGGCUCGUACCGCACGCUGAACCUCUACUUCCAGACGGACCUCGCGGGGUCGGUGCUGGGCAAGUGCACGCUGCCGUCGUCGAUUGGGCCGGGCACGCCGAGCCCGGCGGUGUACGCGAACGACGGGUGCAAUGGGGGGGGCGGGUAUGAUCAGGGCAUGACGGCGGUGCAUGAGACGGGGCAUUGGCUGGGGUUGCUGCAUGUGUUCGAGGGGUACAGUUGUGCGGGGAGUGGGGAUUUCAUCGAUGAUACGCCCAUGCAGAGUACGAGUACGGAUGGGUGUCCGACGGGGGGGCCGGCGAAGGAUAGUUGUCCCGGCAGUCCUGGGGUGGAUGCGGUGCAUGAUAUUAUGGAUUAUUCGACGGAUGCGUGUUACACGGGGUUCAAGGAUGGGCAGGUGGCAAGGAUGAGGAGUAUGUGGGGGAUGUAUCGGAGUGGGAAGUAG
Messenger RNA from Mytilinidion resinicola, 864 nucleotides. RefSeq lists its product as uncharacterized. Lineage: Eukaryota; Fungi; Ascomycota; Dothideomycetes; Mytilinidiales; Mytilinidiaceae. The record is from RefSeq and is a predicted model, not a curated record. The coding region runs from base 1 to 864 and encodes 287 amino acids. Gene Ontology annotation, molecular function: metallopeptidase activity. The transcript has 2 exons.